Molecule: messenger RNA, 708 nt
Organism: Prunus avium (sweet cherry)
Lineage: Eukaryota; Viridiplantae; Streptophyta; Magnoliopsida; Rosales; Rosaceae
Source: RefSeq, a predicted model, not a curated record
AAAAAAAAUAAUCCAACUGGUUCACCAAAUGUGGAUUUGGAGAGAUUUCUCUUGGAUGAUUUAAUCCAAUUUGGUACCUACACGUGUAUUAAAUGCGUGCUUAUUAUACCAAUCUUUUCGUAAUUAACAAAAGACCCACUUCCACUUUGAGCUUCUUGACUCCAUUUUCAUCAAACACCUUCAAAACAAAAUCGAUCCCAGAAAAACCCAGAUGGAAUUCUGCGGGCAGCAAGUGGUUCUGAUCACUGGGUGCUCCCAAGGAGGCAUAGGCCAUGCCCUGGCACAUGCGUUUGCUGCAGAGGACUGUCUGGUGGUGGCUACGAGCAGGUCACUGAGCUCCAUGGCUGACCUUCAGGAGGACCCAAGGUUCUUUUUACAAGAGCUGGAUGUGGUUUCAGAUGAGAGUGUGGAUCAUGUGGUGUCUAGUGUUUUGGAGAAGUACGGCCGAAUUGAUGUGCUGGUCAACAAUGCUGGGAUUCAAUGUGUUGGCCCUCUUGCAGAAGUCCCUCUCUCUGCUCUGCAAAACACUUUUAAUACCAACGUUUAUGGUUCCAUGAGGUUGAUACAAGCUGUUGUCCCUCACAUGGCAUCAAGGAAAAAGGGAAAGAUUGUAAAUCUUGGAAGUGUUACUGUUUUGGCCCCUGGACCAUGGGCUGGUGCCUACACAGCAUCCAAAGCUGCUCUUCAAGCACUUUCUGAUUCUUUAAG